Rangifer tarandus platyrhynchus (Svalbard reindeer) is the source of this 552-nucleotide messenger RNA. The record is from the annotation of a GenBank genome assembly. Lineage: Eukaryota; Metazoa; Chordata; Mammalia; Artiodactyla; Cervidae.
AUGGAACAGAAGAACAAUGUAACUGAGUUCGUCCUCUUGGGGCUCACUCAGAGCGUUCAGGGUCAUAAAAUAUUAUUUGUCUUGUUCUUGCUUACAUACGUUGUGACCAUAGUGGGCAACCUACUCAUUAUUGGGACUGUGAUGGUCAGCCCAACCCUGGAUGCCCCUAUGUACUUCUUUCUUGGCUACCUAUCAUUUAUAGAUUCUGUUUAUUCUACUACAGUCACCCCAGAUAUGAUUAAGGACUUACUGUCUAAAAAGAAAACUAUUUCCUUCCAAGCUUGCAUGACCCAGCUUUUUACAUGGCGCUUUUUUGGUGGUGCCGAUAUAUGCCUUCUGGCGGUCAUGGCCUAUGACCAUUACGUGGCCAUCUGCAAGCCCUUGCACUAUUUGACAAUCAUGAAUCAACCUCCUUCCACCUUACCCAUUGAUAAAUCUUUGACUGUGUUUUACACUAUUAUCACCCCUAUGUUGAACCCUCUAAUUUAUACUCUGAGAAAUAGUGAGAUGAAAUAUGCAAUCAAAAAGCUCUGGACCAAAGAAAGAAAAUGA